AUGGCAUCGCCGCCAGCGCCAUCUUCCGCGACGCGUCCCUCUCUCAGGUCACCCAGCGCAUUCCGCGUCUGCCCUUUCGUUUUUGUACCUUCAGUUUUCCUUCCCUCUUAUCUUCUUUCCCGUGCAUUCACUCGCUAUUUUCGCCCCUCUUCCCCUCCCCAGCCCGGCAAACCUCUCCGCGUAACCAAGCGGGUUGUCAAUCGCCACACCCUUCGCGCCACCAUCGCCGCCGCCUGCUUCCGCCCGCCCGCGCACGAAGCCGACGCCCUCGCCGCGGCCAUGCGCCUCCGCCAGCACCUGCUGAGCGCCCGCCCUGCUGACGUCAUCGUGUUCGUUGGAGGGGACGCCGGGAGGAGCGAGGCGGAGGGGCUGGUGAUGCGCGCGGUGAGCAGGGCGCUGGGGGCGGGCGUGUGGGCGCACGCGGUCGUGGUGAACGCGGGGAGCGGGGGAAGGGAAGAGGGCGAAUCUGGAGAGGGGGCAGAGGCGAGGCGGGCAGCGUUGGAGGAGGCAAUGGGAGCGGAAGCGCGGCGGGGCGUGCCGUGUGUGGCGUGGCGGGCGGAGUGCGGGGUGGGCGCGGAGGCGCUGGGGGACGCCAUGGCAGGCGUGGUGCGCGCCACAGCUGCUGCCUUCUUUCCCCCACCCCUCCCCGCGCACGCCAACGCGGACGCCCCGUCCGCCCUCGACUUUGAUGACCUGGCAAUGCUGUCAGACCACAACAUUGCCACGUCAGCUGCAAAUGGCUCUCGCCCGCUCGCCUCACCGUCGGCCACCCCCGCCGCUCCCGAGCCCACUGCGCCCGCUCCUCACAACCCCUCCCCCGUUGUUGCUCCCACCCCUCCCUCCGUGCCUCUGCUGCCUGUCGCUCCUCCCUCGGCCCCUCCCCCGCCUUCCCUCCCUGUUCCUGCCUUCGCCUCUCUUUCUCUCGCCCUCUCCGCCUCUGCCCUCUCCUCUGCAGGCCCCCCAAUGCUGUUUCCCGCCAGCCGGCCCACGUCCCUCUCCCCCUCUGCCCCGCUCGUCCGCCCUGCGGCCUCCCCUCUCGCCCGCCUGACUGCCGUGUCAGCUGCGCGCCCCGCACUGUCCUUCCAGACCAAGUGCCUCGCGCCCAUGCCUGUCAUGUCGGCUUGCCACGUGGCAGCUGUCAACGGGCUGGCUGCUGACGUGUCACCCACACAUGCAGCUGUGGGCCCCGCGAAGCAAGCAACGGCGUUCCCUGAUCUCAUGCACCUGGCACGGCAGGCGGGCAACACCUGUCAGUGUCGCUCCCUCUGCUCAUGCCGUGCCUCUCACCCCUCCCUGCACGCCCACAGCGACCCCAAGGGAGCGGCGGGGGCACACAGGACGGUGGUGCAGUGGUUCCGCAACGACCUGCGCCUGCACGACAACGAGGCGCUCGCUGCCGCCCACAACGACGCCGCUGCUGUGCUGCCCGUCUACUGCUUCGACCCCCGCGACUACGGCAAGUCGGCGUCGGGGUUUGACCGCACGGGGCCGCACCGGGCGCGCUUCCUGCUGCAGUGCGUGGCGGCGCUGCGAGUGGCACUGCGGGAGCGCGGCAGCGACCUGGUGCUGCGCGUGGGGCGGCCUGAGGACGUGCUGCCACGCCUGGCGCGCGCGGUGGGGGCGCAGGCCGUGGUGCUGCAGCAGGAGGUGACGGCCGAGGAGAGCCGCGUGGAGGCUGCUGUGGCCGCCCGGCUCAAGUGCGUGUGUGUUGUUUCGUGUGUGUGGUGGCGGGCAUGGCAGGAGGAGGGAGUGGAGACACAGACAUAUUGGGGAAGCACGCUGUUCCAUGUGGACGAUCUGCCCUUCGCGCUGCCCCACAUGCCCUCCAACUACAGCGCCUUUCGUCAAGCCGUCUCCCGCAUCCAGGUGCGGGACAUGGUGGAAGCACCGGAGCACCUCAAGCCCAUGCCUGUCAUGGGCAACGUGCAGCCGGGGGAGAUUCCCUCUCUUGAGGCCCUUGGUCUCUCCGCCAUUCACCCUCCCACUCAGGGAGGGGAGGCGGAAGCUUUGCGCAAGCUCUCGGGCUUUGUUGCGGAGUCCAAGUCUGCUGCGGCUGGUUCCAAGGCCACGGCCCCCAGCAGCGGCCAGUACGGGGCGAGCUUCUCAUGCAAGAUCUCUCCAUGGCUCGCCAUGGGCUGCCUGUCCCCUCGCCGCGUCUUCCACCAAGUGCUGCAGCUUGAGGGCUCUCUCGCGCACCAGCUGGCAAGCAAGCCAGCAGCCAAGGCCAGGUGUGUGCAUGGACAGAUUGAGGGGAAAGGGGAAUGUAUGUGGCAGGCAUAG
Closterium sp. NIES-65 is the source of this 2280-nucleotide messenger RNA. The record is from the annotation of a GenBank genome assembly. NCBI's taxonomy places the organism in Eukaryota, Viridiplantae, Streptophyta, Zygnematophyceae, Desmidiales, Closteriaceae.